AUGUCAGGAAAGCAGGCCAAGAAGGUGGCUGGUGGGGAGUUUGUUCUCCGGAUUGGGCCUCAUGGGCAUUGCGGAGGUUUGCUCCAGGAGAACUGCAAGUAUCGAGAGGUCUCAAACGCCGAGGCCGGAGAUGAGAUCAAGACACUGUCGCCCCAAAAUCCGGGAACGCCACAAGCGGGCAAGAUUGAGGAACU
This is a messenger RNA of Symbiodinium necroappetens, 194 nucleotides long. Lineage: Eukaryota; Dinophyceae; Suessiales; Symbiodiniaceae. The record is from the annotation of a GenBank genome assembly.